Molecule: messenger RNA, 4364 nt
Organism: Lates calcarifer (barramundi perch)
Lineage: Eukaryota; Metazoa; Chordata; Actinopteri; Centropomidae
Gene: pou2f2a
Product: POU domain, class 2, transcription factor 2
Exons: 12
Coding region: 1-2031 (676 amino acids)
Biological process (GO): regulation of transcription by RNA polymerase II
Cellular component (GO): nucleus
Molecular function (GO): RNA polymerase II cis-regulatory region sequence-specific DNA binding; DNA-binding transcription factor activity, RNA polymerase II-specific
Source: RefSeq, a predicted model, not a curated record
AUGGCUUUGGCGCCCAGGGGAAAGAGCGAGGAGUGCUCUGAGAUGGCCCAUACCACCGUUCCUCCUGCUCCUCCAGCACCUCCAUCCCAACAACAGCAGCAGCAACAGACCCAACACCACCACACACAGCUGAUGCUGGCAGGCAGUCAGCUGGCAGGGCUUGCCGCUCUCCUCCCGGCCCAGCAGCAGCUGCUCCUCCAACAGGCUCAGGCUCAGCUCCUGGCGGCCGCCGUCCAGCAGUCGAAUGCGGCGCACGCUGCUCACGCUGCUCACGCUGCACACGCCGCCGCGCAGCAACAAGCCAACCAGCAGCAGCAGCAGCAGCAGAGCCAAUCACAGUCCCAGCAGCAACAGCAGCAGCAGCAGCAGCCAACCAAACAGGAGCAGACGGUCCAAGCCCCGCCUCCACCACCGCCACAGCUGGCUCUGUCACAGCCGAUCCAGCUCACAGCGCAGGAUAUCCAGCAGUUGUUGCAGCUCCAGCAGCUGGUCUUGAUGCCGGGUCACCCUCUCCAGUCUCCUGCCCAGUUCCUCCUGUCUCAGCCAGCACAGGCACAGCAGCCACAGCAGGGUUUGCUUUCAACACCAAAUCUGAUCCAGCUACCUCAGCAAAGCCCGGGAGGACUACUGACAACACCACCUCGCCUCGGACUUCAAGCACAGAGGGAGAAGAGCAGCGACGUUGUGGUCGGGGGAAGCAGCGGCGGCGGCGCUGGCUCUCUAGUUGCUACCGGCAGCGGUGGCGUCGGUAUCGUGACAUCUGUGGGAGCUACCUCUGCGUCCAGCAGCGCCAUGGCUUCCUCAUUGAGCUCCAGCUUGACCCCAGGAGGCCACGGGGGUCACAUGGGGGAAGAGCCCAGCGACCUGGAGGAGCUGGAGCAGUUUGCCCGCACCUUCAAACAGCGACGCAUCAAGCUGGGAUUCACACAGGGAGACGUUGGUGUUGCUAUGGGCAAACUGUAUGGCAAUGAUUUCAGCCAGACCACCAUCUCCCGUUUUGAAGCUCUCAACUUGAGCUUUAAGAACAUGUGCAAGCUGAAACCGCUGCUGGAGAAAUGGCUGAGUGACGCAGAAACCAUGGCAGUAGACAGCAUGCUGCCCAGCCCCUCCUCUAUCUCCUCCCCGAUGUUGGGAAUUGAGGGGCUACCCGGCCGACGCAGGAAGAAACGCACCAGCAUCGAGACCAACGUGCGAGUGGUCCUAGAGCGCAACUUCUGCACGAACCAGAAGCCUACCUCGGAAGAGAUCCUGCUGAUGGCGGAGCAGCUCAACAUGGAGAAGGAGGUGAUUCGUGUUUGGUUCUGCAACCGCCGGCAGAAAGAGAAACGCAUCAACCCCUCCAGCAGCACCACCCCUCCCCUGCCCAGCCAGACCUCGCCUGUUGUGACGCACAAAGCCUCCUGCUACAGCCCGCACAUGAUAUCGAGUCAGGGUCUGUCCCAGGUCACCACCAGCCUCAGCACAACAGCCGCCAGUUCGUCACCUUCAGCGUCCUGCCCAAUGACCCCCGUCAGCUCGGCUGCAGUCGGCUCCACCUCUACUUCUGUGACUCCACCUCCUCAUAGCACAGCCAGCCCCGCCCCGCCCAGCCUCGGGGCCCACGGGCUCAACACUGGCCCAUCAUCUUCCUCUCUUCCAUCGCUACCAGCCCUGGCAGCCAGCAGCGGUCAGCUGUCCAUCUCCAGCCUCGAGGGGGGGGCGGGUCACAUGCUUCUGGGUGGACCUGGGGGUCCCACUGUCCCCGCCUCCCUCCGCCCCUCCCUCUUCCUCAACCGACCCACCCUCCUCCCCAUGGUGACCGGCUCCAUGGUGACCACCUCCACGCCCACCAUGGGACUGGUCAGCAGCAGCAGCGGUGGCGGGUGCGGCCCGCGGCCGUCCUUCUCCCAGUCUCCGCCGCCCGGUGCCAGCGACCUCAUGAGCCCGACCUCGUGCCCUGAGGAGUCCGCUUCUCCUUGUUCAAGUCCCGCCUCUUUCUGUUCCUUCAGCGAAGCCUCGCCGCCGCCCCUGGGAGGGGCCAUGGCCGAGUGAUCCCUGACUGACAGCCAAAGCAUCCUAUCAGAGGAGGACGAGGAGGAGGAAAAGGAGCAAAAAGAGUGUUAAAGGAGCUUUAUAAAUCUAAAUUUGCAACCUCGCCUUUCAACCAAAGCCAUCUCUCUGUCUGAUCCAUCUCUGAUUUCAUCUCUCUGUGUCCCCCCGCUGAAGUCUUCUGAAGCCAAAAAUAUACACAGAUGAAUGAGGGGAGGAAGCAAAGAGAGAGGGAGGAUGGAGAGGAUAGAGAGAACUGCAGAAUGGAGGGGAGAAAUCUGAAACCAAAUAAUGACCUACAGCUGGAGAGGUGGCACUGAGGAGUGUUUUUGCUUGGCAUCGGGGGAACAAACACCACGCUUUUUAUCGGCUGGAGAAAAAAAAAAGAACUCAAUGAGGGCAGGGAUGAGAACUGAAAACUGUGUGUGAGAGAUGGGAGGCAACAAGAAAAGACUUGUUUAACAAGCUCAGAAGGUCCAGGAAGGUGGCUGCAACCAAAUUAAAAAAAAAAAGAAAAGAUGCUAGAAGAGAAACACACACCUACAAAGAUGAAAACCAAAAUCUCCAAAUACCAAAAACUGAAAACCAAAAAACAAAAAAAAGACAAAAAAAGACAAAACAAACGGAGAGAAAAGCUUUAGUUCAAAAAGACUUUUACAUUCUGAUCUGUCCAGGAUCAGUUCAGUACUUCAUUCUACUUCAUGCCAAACAUUUUCCAUUUCACUCAGGAUUUCUGUUAUUUUUAUUUUGAGUUCAAGAUUUACAAAACACUUAUUUUUCUAUUAUUUUAUAUUAAUCGCUCUUUAUGGUAUUUCUUGCCAAAUGCGUACAGUUUAAUGUUUUACAGCUGAUCCCACAUGCAGGGUAUCUACCUACCUCUCUCUUUACAGCUUUACCAGGAAGAACCUACCUUUCAUUACAACACAGUGUUUGUUUUAUCCAGCCUGGAGUAGCAGACGGGUGGAGUUUACUACCAUAGUUGCUAUAGCAUCAGGUAGGAUGCCAAUCCAUACAUACUCUAGUAUAAAUAUAACUUGUAAAUGCUUUCUUGUGGAUGCCUGAGCUCUCUGGUAUUCACUAAAUACAACUAUGUGGCAAAAUCCACCCUUCUGGUACAUAAAUAGGAUAAAACCAACCACACAUGUUGGAAAAUCCCAUUUGAUCCAGGUUUGUUUUAGGUUAAAAUGGUCUGAUUUGUUUGGUGUAUCGCUGUUAGUAUCAACUUGACAGAUCCAAAGUGAAUUUUUGGGAUUAUUUUCUGCUCAACAAGUAAAUUUCAAGCAGGAUUUUUAUCACCAUUAUCAUCAUCAUUGUCAAUAUUCUCACUGUAUCUGUAAUGUUUGCUCAAACUGAAGUAUACCCAACAUAUACUGCCUACAAAGAGGAUACACACACACACAACAGGCAGAUGUUGAUACUCUCGGGAUUCCUUUCAGCAUUAUUUGCCUUCUUUUAUUUAUUAUCACCCCCAUACCAUCGUCAUGUCAUUUUCCAGACUGCUCAUCUACCACCAGACAGUCACUCUUGGAUACCAAAGCAUCGCCUCUGGCAGCGUUGUCUCUGGAUUCGCCCGGGAGACGAGUGUCCAGACAAAACCUCAGCAGUGUCAAAGGGAAAAAAAUACACACACACAUACACACACUACAAGCAUAAGAAAGAGUCCAAACCAAAAAAAAAAAGAACAAAAGAAAGAGGUGAAGCACCGGCGUUCCCCUUACUGCCCCCAAACCCCUGCCCUCCAUCCCUCCCUCCCAUCUGCCCCUCUCCUUUGUCUCCAAAGAUCAGAUCAAAGGGCCAAAAGAAAAGAGGAGAAGAAGAAGAAGUGGAGGAGAAGGAGAAGUGGUCAGGAGCAGAGGAGCCAAAGGUUUGAAAAGCUGCAGGGGAAAGCAAGAAGAGGAGGAGGAGGAGGAGAAGAAAAAAAAGGAGGAAGAGGAGCAGGAGGAGGUGCGCGCAAAGCGGCGGACCAAAAAACCAAAAAGUAAUCCAAAACCAAAAGCUACUACUACUGCUACUAGUUAUGUAUGAGUGACUGAACUGUAACUAAACCAAAUACAAACAAAGAGGGGGAGGACGAGGGGAGAAAAGGGGGGAGUAAGGCCCUGUCUGUCUGUUCGUCUUUAACUGUGAUUGCUGUUCUUGUAUCGACAGACAGAAAUCGUUCCCUCCCUCCCUCUGCCGGCGACCUCGGCUUUGUUCUCACUUUCUUUUCCUGGAUGGAUAAAAUAUGGAAUAACCUCAACAAACUGACUUUGAGAAUAUAUAUAUUUUUGUUUUUGCUUUCCAUAGUGUGUCUGUUAAUGAUGUAUGGAUUUGUCUCAUUGCUUUCUACUUAUUAU